UCGCAAUAUGCAGGAAGACGAAAUAAAAUCGUACGCUUUGAAGAAACAGCUGCUGUAUUUGCGGGACAGCAGGGGGAAUGGCACAUCAAUGAUAACGCUCAUACUUCCGCCCCGUGAUCAAAUACCCAAGGCGUUAAAAAUGCUUGUUGAUGAGUACGGCACGGCAUCAAACAUAAAGAGCCGUGUUAACCGACUUUCAGUGCUCAGUGCAAUCACCUCAGCACAGCACAAAUUGCGGACAUUCAAGAGCGUGCCACCGAACGGCCUGGCAAUCUUUGUGGGCACUGUGAUGGACAACAACAAGGAGAAAAAGAUUUCUGUUGCGAUGGAACCUUUGAAACCGAUCAACACGAGUGUGUACAUGUGUGACAGCCGUUUUCACACCGAGUCUCUGGUUGAGCAGUUCAAAGAAAAUGAAACGUUCGGUUUUAUAGUGAUGGACGGUAACGAAACAGUAUUUGCCACGUUGAACAGCAAUGUAAAGAAAAUAUUGCACACGCUUAGCGUGUCUCUGCCGAAGAAGCACGGCAGGGGCGGUCAAAGCAGUGUUAGAUUCGCAAGGCUUAGGAUAGAAAAGAGGAACCACUACGUGAAGAAAGUAGCUGAGAUUGCUAACUCGCUGUUUACGAGUGAGGAGGGGUAUAUUUUGGCAGGAACAGCUGAUUUUAAGAAUCAGCUUUUUGAGAGCGCAAUUCUUCUCAAAAACAUAAAAGAUCGUGUUAUACGUGUGGUAGACACAAAUUAUGGCGGUGAGAACGGUCUUAAUCAAGCAAUAGAGCUAGCACAGGACAGUUUGACAAUGUGUCGGUAUCUCAAAGAGAGGAAGGUGCUGCAAGAGUUCUUCAAGAACCUGGAGAAUGAUAUGGUCGUAUACGGCCAGAAGAACACGUUGCGUCUCCUUGAUGAGCAGGCCGUCACCAAGCUGAUAGUUUAUGAAAACAUUGAGGGCACAGUGGAUGACCAGCUGGUCAUAGACUGGUUGCUUGAGAAUUAUAAGCAGUACAAUGCCGAGCUGAGUAUAGUGAGCGAUAAGAGCACAGAGGGUGAGCAGUUUAAGGAAGGGUUUGGUGGUAUUGGUGGUAUUUUGAAGUAUAAGUGCUAUGAGGAUGAUGGGUAUGAGAGUGUGGAGAGCGAUGAGAUAUUUUAGGAGGUGUGGUGAAGAGCUGCAGGUAUUUUUAUCGGUAAUGUGAACGGUAUUGUAUCUUUAGUGGUGGAUAUUAAACAUUUUGGCAUUUGUUGUGUAGGGUGUUGUUGUAUACAUGUAGAACCAUCUCUACACUGGGCGGUCCAUGGCAGUUUCCUAAAAAUUUAUUAAUUGCUACAGUUAUUAAUCAAUGCUGGAUUGAUUAACUACUCCGGCUAAACUCACUGCUUGUCACGCAAGGACCGAUUAUUUGAUCGCGGCAUUGAGGAGCAGUGCUUCAACAAUAAUAAUUUGGAAGGGUACUAAAUGUUUAGAUUGGUGAUAAUAAUUUGCACGUUUAUGUCUCGAUUAAAAC
This is a messenger RNA of Vavraia culicis subsp. floridensis, 1499 nucleotides long. Its product is annotated as peptide chain release factor eRF/aRF, subunit 1. The transcript has a single exon. Gene Ontology annotation, biological process: cytoplasmic translational termination. Gene Ontology annotation, cellular component: cytosol; translation release factor complex. The coding region runs from base 8 to 1147 and encodes 379 amino acids. NCBI's taxonomy places the organism in Eukaryota, Fungi, Microsporidia, Pleistophoridae. Gene Ontology annotation, molecular function: translation release factor activity, codon specific; sequence-specific mRNA binding. The record is from RefSeq and is a predicted model, not a curated record.